This is a messenger RNA of Mercenaria mercenaria, 9351 nucleotides long. RefSeq names its product neprilysin-4-like. Lineage: Eukaryota; Metazoa; Mollusca; Bivalvia; Venerida; Veneridae. Bases 230 to 2644 code for a protein of 804 amino acids. Gene Ontology annotation, cellular component: plasma membrane. Gene Ontology annotation, biological process: protein processing. Gene Ontology annotation, molecular function: metalloendopeptidase activity. The transcript has 23 exons. The record is from RefSeq and is a predicted model, not a curated record.
AGUUUAAAAGAAUUAACACAUCUGUAGCUUAAUCUGUGUAAGUUGCAAGUCGUGUUUAAGAUGAUUAUAGCAUUUUUAAUAAGACGUUGGAGUGCUACAUUUAAACUUGUUCCGUCGAGUUUGUGAAGUGUAAAUGUGGUUUAGACCUACUAGAUAGCGAUGAGGUGUAAAUAAUGGAAUAACAUUUAUAUCAUUAAAAAACCUUGUAAAGUAAAUUGUGACUAUUAUUAUGGGAAUUAACUCAGAGUUACAGCCCUUGGAUGGAGAGACAGAGCAGUGUAAAGAAAAAAUGAACGGUGGAGGGAAGCAUUACGUGCUCGCAAAUGGCGAAACAGUCGUCACUUACGAGCCAAGUGGAAAAUCUCGGCGCUCAUAUUGUUGUGGACGAACUUAUCUCGAGGUCGCAUUACUGCUUGUCAGCUUCAUCUGUUCAGGAAUCGCUAUUGCCCUCGUUAUAGUGUUGGCAACUCGACCUGGAAGUGAGACAAUCCGAACAAUAACUAUAACAGAAACGGACAUAGGAUACAGCCCGCAAAAUGAUAAACUGUCUGAUAACUUAAUAUCAGAACAAUCUGAUGGACAGUACACUGAUAACUCACAUAAGUUGUGCCUUACAGAGGACUGCGUUAAAGCUGCCGCACGUUUAUUGGAGUCAAUGGACGACACCGUCGAUCCAUGUGAAGAUUUCUUUGAAUACGCCUGUGGAUCAUGGAAUAAAUUCAACGAAAUUCCAGAAGACAGGACGAGCUACGACACAUUUUCAAAACUUAGAGAUAUAAUAGAUAUUCAACUAAAAGAUUUACUUGAACAUCCUGAGACAUCUGAGGAAAGUGAAGGCACAAUAAAAGCUAAACGACUAUAUACAUCCUGUAUUAAUGAAUCUUUGAUAGACGAGCGUGAUCUGGCACCAGCAUUUGUCGUACUAAAUGACCUUGGAGGAUGGCCAGUAGCAGAUCCAAAAUGGGACAAGAAACAGUUUGAUUUGAUAGACUUACUUGCCAAACUUAGAUUGUAUAAUAACAAAAUUCUGAUAGACCAGUGGGUUGGUCCUGAUGACAAGAACUCAGAUGAUUAUAUCAUUCAGUUGGACCAGACAGAGCUGGGAAUGUCAUCAAGGGAUUACUAUAUGAAAGGGUUUGAAGAUCCUCGGCUGUUAGCGUAUGAGGAGUUUGCCGUUAACGUCGCGAUUCUGUUUGGUGCCUCUAGCACUGUAGCUAAGGCAGAUAUGAGAGAUGUGGUAGAGUUUGAGAUCAAAUUAGCGAACCUUACAACUCCGCAAGAACACCGGAGAGACAGCGAGGCACUGUAUAACAAAAUGACGGUAAAAGAUUUGCAAACUCAAAUUCCGAAGUUUGAAUGGAUUCGAUAUCUCCGUGAUAUAUUUGGUCGUGUUAACGUAACUCUGAACGAGACUGAAACCAUUGUGGUAUAUGCUCCAGACUUUCUCAAACACAUGGUGGAUCUUGUAAAACAGACUGAAGAAAGAACUUUGGCCAACUAUAUCAUCUGGCGAUUCAUGAUGAACAGAGUUCCAAAUCUUCCAGGAAAGUAUCGGGAGCUCAGAACGGAAUACUAUAAAGCCAUAUUCGGCUCGAAGCAAGAGCGAGUCAGAUGGAGGGACUGUGUUAGUUAUGUAAAUGAUAAUUUAGGCAAUGCUGUUGGUAGACUGUUUGUCAGUAAACAUUUUGACGAAGAUGCCAAGAAAAACGCACUUGAAAUGGUACAAGAUAUACGUGUGGCCGUCAACGAGCUACUUACUGAAGUUGAUUGGAUGGAUGAAACUACAAAAGAGCUAGCAAUCGAUAAGGCAGAUGCGAUGGCAGUUAAAAUAGGAUUCCCCUCAUACAUCCUGAAUGACACUGCGUUGGAUGAGGAGUAUAAAAAUUUUAAUUACCACGCGGACAAAUACUUUGAAAAUGUUCUUGAGACAAUACGCGGCAUUGCUAUCACUAGCCUUCAGAUGAUUAAUAAGCCAGUUGACAAAACAUUGUGGUCAACAACGCCAGCAAUCGUCAACGCCUUUUACGCAUCUACGAAAAAUCAAAUCAUGUUCCCUGCGGGUAUUUUGCAGCCACCUUUCUACAGUAAAGGAUAUCCAAAAUCGCUGAAUUAUGGUGGUAUCGGCAUGGUAAUUGGGCAUGAAAUAACGCAUGGCUAUGAUGACAGAGGUCGUCAGUAUGACAAGAACGGUAAUUUGAAGCAAUGGUGGGAUGAUGACGUCAUUGCCGCUUUUAAAAAGCAAGCUCAGUGUAUUGUGGACCAAUAUGGUAAUUACACAAUAGAAGAAGUAGGAAUACAGAUAAAUGGAAUACAAACGCAAGGUGAAAAUAUUGCGGACAAUGGAGGCCUAAAGGAAACAUACAGAGCAUACCAGAAGUGGAAGAAGGAACAUGGGGGACAGGAGCCUAGGCUACCUGGUCUAACUGAUCUUAAUAGUGAACAACUUUUCUUCCUCAACUUCGCUCAGGUGUGGUGCGGAACGACGCGUCCACAGGCGAUGGUAAAUCGAAUUCUUACCGGAGUACACAGCCCCGGGCGUUACAGAGUAAUCGGAACACUGCAGAACUCGGUGGAUUUCAGUAAAGUAUUCAACUGUCCACUUAAUUCUUACAUGAAUCCUGAAAAGAAGUGUGCUGUCUGGUAAACAUUCAAAACAGUUGUGAAAAAAAGCAUUACUUGGACAUACAGUAGAUAUAUCGCCUGUUGUUUAUUACGUGUAUGAUAUAUUGACCUAUAGAUGGACGAGCGACCUGGGUGUUUGCAGGGAGUUGAACCAUUCAUGACGUAACAAGAACAGUAGGUUAUGUCAUCAAACUUCAAUUUGCAUAGAGUAACAAAGAAACCAUAUUCAAACUCUCUUGUGUCAAAAUCUAUAUUUGCAUUAACUAACUUUGGAUAUUAAUAGAGUAAAAGAAAGAUGAGCGGAAUGUGAUUGAUUGACUGUACAUGUACAUUAGGAAACAACUGAUGUCGUGUAUGGAAAGUUUUAUGGAAAAAGAAGAAGAGAUGGGAACAAUUUCAUAUUACUACACCAGUUUAAUAAACAGUGUUUUGUUGCUGUUACUGAAGCUUGUUUUCUUACAAAAGUGUUUACCUCAUUGUUUUUGUAUAUAUGGUUUUGUAUGAUCAAAUAUUUUAUUAUUUGGUGUAUUUUUUACACAAAAUAUUACUUAACAUGACCUUCAAUAUUAUACAAUUAUUGACUCUUGAGCUAUUGGAUAUGAUGUGAUAUUUACUGGAAGAGGUCAAUAUUGCCCUCUUUCGGUGAAUAACACAUCGUGUCCAAUGGCUCAAGAGUCAAUAACUGUUUUAUUAUAUGGAUUCAGGUUUAUGUUUGAAAGUAACAAUAAAUAACUUCCAUUCUAUUUCUAGAAAGUCAUAUUUAAUGGGGGAUCACCCACUAACCAUUAAACAUGAAAUAUAUUUUGAAAGAUGAUGAGUGAUUUUGGCCAAUGAAAUUUAGGUUAUUUUUAGAACAAAUGAUAAAACCAUUGACCACACGAGGGGUGUUCAAAAUAUAAGCCGAAAAGUGCUCUAAUAUCUUUGUCUCUACUCGUAUUUUGCUGAAAUUUAAAAAUGUACUAAAGAAGAAUAUACAUGAACAUUAUUUAUUUGCCGUUUCUAAGGCAACGUCACUAACAUUGAAGUGGCCCGACGUCAUUGUAACGCUGUGAUAUUAAACAAAAUGAAUCAAUGUCACUCGUGAUUAGCAGUUUUUUAAUGUUUCUCGCCAUUAAACACAUUUUCUACACCUUUCUAUGAAAAAAACAAAAACUGCUGGUAAAGUGGGUCAGCGAACAAUGAUACAUCGAUCCAUCUUGACUAUUCAUGUGCUCUAAUUUUCAAAACGUGAUUGAACGUUAUUGUCGUUUGGUGUUUGAACUUUGAGUCGUCAGCGAUAUUCUACCCCUCCCCGCCCCCACAUACCACAGAUAAAAUAAUAGUUUCUUAAACCUCGUGCAGCAUAGCAUUAACCUCUCUUUUAUUUUAGAUUCAAAACACAACAAUUCAACAAUUUUUGGUCAUAUAUGAAGAAAUUGGAGUAUUUUUCCGGGUACUUGCUGAACAUCCGUCGUAUCGAUUGAAAUUUGUUUUAUGAUCUUACAUAUUCUAAAUUAAAGGCAGUACGUGUAAUAAAUCUGAAACUGAUUAAUAUUAGAUUAAACGCCUAUUUCUACACAAUGACAUAUUCAGUGGCGUUGUACAUUUAAUAAAUCCAUGACAAUAUUGAAUUUGCAGUUCAGAAAUACAUCUUUUUGUAGUAUUAUAAUUAACCUUGGGUAUAUUAACUGUAUUUAACUUGUUUUCGUUUGAUACAGGCACUGUGUCUGGGUUUUGACCAUGUUGAAAGUUGUUGUAUUAGUGAAUCCAAUUUUCGUACAGUGCUACCAUACAUACUUGUAUGUAGCAUUUUUGUGUUUCGAUCAAAUGUAUUGCAUUAUCAUGUUUGUCAGCACCGUUCGCUAGGGUUUUGUAAAUCUCAGAUAAAUCGACCAACAUUUUGAUUUUGCUCGCUGGAAAGUCUUAUGACUCAUUGAUAAGAUUGAUAACAAGAUUUGUUUAAUUGUUCAACAGUAUAUUUUAUGCAGGGCUUUGUAGUAUUUUAUUAUUUUACCACAACAACUUUUUUUCAUUUCAAGCGAUAUCACGCAAAACUGUUUUGUGACAUUGUGGUAGAAAUUCGACAAUAAGUAUAUCUCAUUCAUAUAAGAGAGCGUAUAUCGCCUUACAUUGAUAUGUGGCUUUUAAGCAAGAAAAAAUUUAUGUAGAUUUAUUAGAAUUAAGGCUUAUUUGACAAGGUAUUUUGUUUAUAUGGUAUACACUGUAAAUCAAAAUGGUAUUGGUUUUACUAAAUUUCGGUGCAUACACGUCAUGUUCAUGCUGUGGGUUCCAUGUAUCACCUCAUUAUUUCCAAAUUCAAUUGUUCAUUUAUCUUGCCCAUUAUCAUUACCUUUUUUGUCACAUAAAUUUGUUGAUGUACGUGUUUUGUUGACAUAUUUUGGAUCAUUGUAAAUAAUAAUCUCAUAUAUGUAUUUCUCAUUGUACAUUUGUAAGGUUUUUCUUUUUCGUUCCUACCAAUGUCGGUGAAAAUAUGUAAAAGUUCGUUUAUAACUUUUAAUACAUAGCUAUAUUUUUCAUAAUUGUUUGCAUAUCAAAAUGUCUCGCAUUUAAGGGCAUAUAUGCAUUGGCUUUGCGGAUUCAUUAGAUAAGUUUUAGUUGUAAAUUAUUUUGCCAAUGGCUAUUUUUUACACGUUUUGUCGAUCCGUAAGCAUAUAAAAUAUGUGGUGGCUAGUUUAGGACAUUUCGUUAUGGUGUCGGCCCGGUACAAUUCUCCUUCUUUGCUGUAUAGUAAAACAAGCACUUUUGGACAUGGAUUGUGAAUUUCACAACAAAAUUGCAGCAUUGACAGCUCUGUAUUUCUGAAGAGUAAUACUAUCCCAGUCAAUAUAUCACAGAAAAACACCACCAUCAACGAUGAACUUUUUUGCUACACAUCAAAGUAUCUAGUCCAUGUUUAAAUUUCCCACUGACAUCUGUCAUCGCCACCAGUCUGGCGUAGUUUUUUAAUCCUUCCGCACAGAAAUGUAAUCCUGAAAAACACACAAAAAACAACUGUUAAAAACAUCCGAAAUGACAAAAAAUGUACACAGUAUCAAUAAAUACAUUUGGAAUAUAACAUGUCAAAGUAGGGAUAGCGUUAAAUUGGGAACUUCAAAAUUUCAAAGAACUACUUUCUAGGAUACAACGACCCGGAAGUACUUCUAUACCGGGGUGACACCUUAUGUGGCAUUGGCGUGCUCGAGGCUUUUGUGGCACGUUUCGUUGUGUCAUCCUGGCGUGCGUGCCAAUGCGCUAUAACGAAAUUAUGGAUAUGUUGUGUGAAAUUUUCGCGCGCUAGCGCGACAAAACGAAACCUAGAAUCGGGCCACCCAAAAACAAAAUGUGCUACUUGAGCCAAACGCACAAUGAAAAGUCCUAAAUUAGCCACCAUUAAAAUUCUAUAGCUAGAAGCAUGACAGAACCCGUCUUGCUUGUGACUGAUGCAAUCCUGGUAUGUCCUACACCAUCAAGGGAAUUUUGCUGAUGUUAAUGUUCUUAUAAACUGUAACGUAGUUUAUAGGCAUACAGACACUAAAUUCGCAUAAUGGCGAAUUCAAAUAGUAAUCAGUUGUUUUAGCUCUGUAGAGAUAUUUUCCUUAUUUUCUUUGCAAUUGUUUGCUGAAAUCACAUAACAGAUCUAUGUUUGACAUGUAGGUAGCAUUUUCAUAAUGAAAAAGUAAUAUGCCAAAAUGUGUCAUGGAUACUUAGAUCGUACCUCACCACUACAAUUUGGGGUCUCAUUCUAGAUGAUUUUGUAGCUUAUGUGUUUGACAGAAAAUAUUUGUUUUUGCAUCAAACAUCAUCCACACUUUUUUAGUUUUUUAUUAAGCACUGACGAUAUUCUUCAAGACCAUGUAAGUUAGACAUUUAAGUGGGACCUGAUGUGUGCUGCAGCCAUUGGAAAUAUGUCAAUUUUAUAUAGAAUAAAGAAGACUAGUUAUUUAGUGUACUGUGGCCUAAUAAGAAAAUUAACUCUGCCUUGCUUACGUUCUCGAAAUAUUUCCCUUUAUUUAUUUUAAUUGUAAAAGCUGUAACUCUAAAAUGCGCUGGAGGAAAUAUUCAAAAACACAGUACUAGUAUACAAAAGCCAUAACUCUACUUAGCUUACUUACUGAAUAUCUCCCUUUGUUAUAUUCGUUCAUCACUUUUGUCCGAAGAAACACUCUAAAACUAAUACAGAGAUAUUGUUGGUUUUCACUCAUUAACAGAGGACACUGGAAGUAAUUUGCAUUACACAAGAAUAUUAGAUAUAACACACCUGUUUUUGAAUUGUCUCCAGUUAUUGAAUUAAGUUCCUGGGCUGUAAUUUAACACGUACUGAAGGAAUUUCAUUAAAACAACAUACAUAAAUAGACGACAUUAACAGAAAUUGCAAAGUGCAAGUACCAUAAAAACUCGUUUUGAAUUACUUCCAGUUUCUAAAUUUACUCAUAACAGAUGUCCAGAUAAUAACUCCAGAACUAUCAGACGGACUUCUUUUGAACCCUCACACAACAACAGGAUAUCGGGAGGAGCUUGCUUUCUUUUGGAUAAUCUCCAGAUAUUGAAAAUAGUUGUCCUGAGCAAAAAUCUAAAAAUGUUAAUGGAAAUGAAUUUAAACUAAACUGCACAAGAGGAUGGAAGUACCUUAAUUUUCAAUUGCUCUCAACGAUUUUAUAGUUUACCAUAAUUGUCAUGAAACUGUAAAAGGUGCUUUCCUUAUGUUGCACACAAUACCAGAGGACAAUUAGAGGAAGUGUAUUGUCCAAGAACCAAAAUUUUACUGUAGAUCCGGGCCAUAUUUUUUGCAAUGUCUUCAACUGAAUAAAGCUAUUGGACAGCAAUUUUACAUUUCAAAUUAUUUUGCUUUGGCGAGGUUCUCUCAGUGCUGGCCUCGACUUCUCGAAAAUACUUAAGUUUGUUAACAUACUUAAGUACGUUAUUUUGCUUAAGUUUUUGCUCUUCUAAAGCAAUUUAACGGACUUAAGUCACAAACUUAAGUAUUUUCGUAAAAUUGUGGCCCAAUGUUCUAGUUCCUUUUUAGUGACUGAAAACUUUAUUCGGCCGGGUCCUCCAAGUAAAGUUUCCUUUGGUGAACGAAAUCCUUUGUAGUCAUAAUCUUAAGGAUCAGCUUUGUUUUAUUAGCUCACCUGUCACAUAGUGACAAGGUGAGCUUUUGUGAUCACCCUUCGUCCGUCGUCUGUGCGUCCGUCCGUGCGUCAACAAUUUCUUGUCUGCACGAUAGUGGUUUCAUUUAUGAUUUUAUUUUAACCAAACUUGCACACAACUUGUAUCACCAUAAUAUCUCGGUUCCUUUCUUGAACUGGCCAGAUCCCGUUAUGGGUUUCAGAGUUAUGACCCCUGAAAGGGUCAAAAUUAGCUAUAUCGACCUUGUCUGCACAAUAGCAGCUUUAUUUAUGAUUUGAUUUUUACCAAACUGGCAUACAACUUGUAUCACCAUAAGAUCUUGGUUCCUUUCUUGAACUGGCCAGAUUCCAUUAUGGGUUCCAGAGGUAUGGCCCCUGAAAGUGCCAGAAUCAGAUAUUUUGACCUUGUCUGCACAAUAGCAGCUUCAUUUAUGAUUUUAUUUUAACCAAACUUGCACACAGCUAGUAUCACCAUAAGAUCUUGGUUCCUUUCUUAAACUGACGAGAUUCCUUUAUGGGUUCUAGAGUUAUGGCCCCUGAAAGGGCCAAAAUUAGCUAUUUUGACCUUGUCUGCACAAUAGCAGCUUCAUUUAUAAUUUGAAUUUAACCAAACUUGUACACAACUUGUAUCACCACAAGGUCUUGGUUCCUUUCUUAAACUGGCCAAAUUCCAUCAUUGAUUCCAGAGUUAUGGCCCCUUAAAGGUCCAAAAUUGGCUAUUUUGGCUUUUGCAGCCAUAUAGAGACUUCAUGUAUGGUUUUAUUUGAUAUAAGCUUCCAAAAUAUCUUCAACAACAAUAAAUCUUAGAUUCCAUGACAAAUCAGAUCCAAUCGUAGGUUCCAGAGUUAUUUUAUAUCUGAUUACCUCCCCUGAUUGUAAUCAAAAUGGAUUUAUAUCAGUAAGUACUUAUAGGACUUAAUUGAAAUUUCAUAAUUGUCAUUAGUUGGACUGACACAAUCAGGGUAAAUAACUAUGGACUGAUUUUAUGUCAAAUUACCUCCCUUUAUUUCAAAUUAAAAUGGGUAUAUCUCCGUAACUAAUGAAGAUACUGAUCUGAAAUUUCAUUUAUGUCAGCAGAUUUAUUUGGCAGAGCCUUCUAUUGUUCACUUACAAUAUUUCUUUUUUAAUUACUUCCCUUUUACGUUACUAUAAAUAGCUUAUUUUAGGAACUUUUUUAUUAUUGGCCGUAGGGAAAAACCGAGACCAUUUUUCUGUGGUACAACAUAGAUGGUACCUCCAAUUUUUAGGUGUAUUUUGACAUAUCUGUACCUUGUAAGAAUUGUUUUUUCUUUUUGGUUAAAUUUCUUCCCUUUGUUGUUCCUGUCCUUUGGACUUAAAUAUUUUUACUGAUGACCUUCUUGUCCUCAAGUGCAAUGAUGACAGGUGAGCGAUAUAGGGCCAUCAUGGCCCUCUUGUCUAUUUAUACCUUACCAAAAUAAAGACAGACAAUUGCUAGAAGUUCAUUGACGGGUAUUACCAACGUAAAAAGAACUUUAAGAAGAUACUAUUACAUCAAUUUAUUUUCGGGUAAUACGUGUUUUAUUUCCUAAUGUUUUACUGUCUCAGUAUUCAGUGUUUUUAUUGUUAAAACGAGAUAUCAUUAAAUUUCUAUAUCCAUAUUCUA